CCAUGGAAUCAGACAGCCAGGAAAAAAUCAGUGUUGAAGAUGAGGCUGUGGACAGAAGUGAGUUUAAGACAUGCAAACAAAUUGCUUUCUAUAGGCGUCAGAAAUCUUUGUGUCCUGGGAAGCCCUUAUACAGAGUCAUACUGGACACAGUGGAAUUAACAAACACUGUCAAAUUCCAGAUUACUUCUGGAGACUGCAAGGCUCCUCUUCUAGUAGAAAUUUAUGAGAUAGAAGGCAAUAUUUUCAGGCUUAAAAUAAAUGAAAUAACACCACUCAAACCGAGAUACCAAGUCCCCGAUGUUCUCAUAAAAGAACCUGCUAGUCUCAGGCUAACAAUAUCAGAGAAGAAUGCAGAUGAGCUUGUGUUGGUUUGUGCCUCUGAAGACCAGCAGCUUCGCAUCACAGUAGAUCCUUUUGAAAUACAGCUUAUUUCAAACAAAGAAGUUGUACUGAGCAUCAAUUCAAAUGGCUUGUUGUAUUUGGAGCAGCUACAACCACCCCCCCAAAUCAGGGAGUCUACACUGCAAAAAAAGAAAGAUGGAUCUGUUGAUUCUCCAAAGGAAAAUCAAGAAGACCUAGGUCUAUGGGAAGAGAAAUUUGGCAGUUUUUUAGAUAUCAAAGCAAAUGGUCCUAGCAGUAUAGGCUUAGAUUUUUCUUUGUAUGGAUUUGAACACAUCUAUGGGAUACCUCAGCAUGCAGAGACACUUCUUCUUAAAAACACCAGUGAUGACGACGUCUACCGGCUUUAUAACCUCGAUGUCUUUGGAUACCAGAUCCACAGUAAAAUGGGCAUUUAUGGUUCAGUGCCCUUGUUGUUAGCACACAAGCCUGACAGGACCAUUGGGUUGUUUUGGCUGAAUUCCUCAGAAACGCUGGUGGAGAUUGAUACAAAAGCGGCUCUGGAGGUUUUGCCUUCCAGAACUCCAGAUAUUUCAAAGCAGAGAAUUCUGCCUCAAACUGAUGUGCGCUGGAUGUCAGAAAGUGGAAUAAUUGACACUUUCAUCCUAAUGGGACCCAGUCCUUUUCAUACAUUUAAGCAGUAUGCACAGUUGACAGGUACUCAAGCCUUGCCUCCCCUCUUCUCCCUUGGCUACCACCAGUGCCGUUGGAAUUAUGAAGAUGAGAAGGAUGUGGAAAUGGUAGAUACAAGCUUUGAUGUAUCUAACAUCCCAUAUGAUGUUAUAUGGCUGGAUAUUGAGCAUACAGAUGGCAAGCGCUACUUCACUUGGGAUAAAAAGAAAUUUGGCAAUCCUGAGCGAAUGCAAAAGCAAAUACUUAUGAAGAAAAAACGGAAGCUUGUUGUUAUUCUGGACCCCCAUAUUAAGGUCGAUCCACUGUAUACCAUAUAUUCACAGGCAAAAGAGAGAGGAUAUUUUGUAAAAGAUCGUAAAGGUGAUGAUUUUGAGGGUAUCUGUUGGCCAGGUCCCUCUUGUUACUUGGAUUUCACCAAUCCUGAAGUUCGAAACUGGUAUGCAGAUCAAUUUGCAUUCAAAACAUAUAAGGGCUCAUCUGAAAUCCUUUUUGCCUGGAAUGACAUGAAUGAGCCAUCAGUCUUCAAAGGGGUAGAACUCACUAUGCAGAAGGAUGCCAUCCAUCAUGGCAAAUGGGAGCAUCGAGAGGUUCAUAACCUCUAUGGGUUUUACCAGCAAAUGGCAACUGCCGAAGGACUAAUCAGACGUAGUGGAGGGCUGGAGAGGCCUUUUGUUCUCACACGUUCUUUUUUUGCUGGAUCACAGAAGUAUGGUGCAGUGUGGACUGGAGACAACAAAGCAGAGUGGGAUUACUUGAAAAUCAGCAUUCCAAUGUUGCUGACAAUCAGUAUUGCUGGAAUUUCUUUCUGUGGAGCGGACGUGGGUGGAUUUGUAGGAGAUCCAGAACCAGAGCUACUUGUUCGAUGGUAUCAGGCAGGUGCAUUCCAGCCUUUCUUUAGGGGCCAUGCCAAUAUGCACACCAAGCGUCGUGAGCCUUGGUUGUUUGGUGAAGAAAACACACGGAUCAUCAGAGAGGCAAUCAAGGAGCGUUACACCCUUCUUCCUUACCUGUAUUCCUUGUUCUACCGAGCCCAUACAGCUGCUGAACCUGUCAUGAGGCCUAUGUGGGUAGAAUUCCCCAAGUGUCUGGAAACCUUUGGCAUUGAAGAUGAGUAUAUGCUUGGAAAUGCUUUGUUAGUGUAUCCAGUAACUGAACCCAAAGUCACUACUGUCAAUGUCUUUCUCCCUGACUCACAUGAGAUCUGGUAUGAAUUUCGAAAAUUUAGAUGUCUGAAAGGUCAAGGCCUACUGAAGAUCCCAGUGACAUUGAACAGUAUUCCAGUAUUUCAGCGUGGUGGCACUAUUAUACCUCUAAAAACCUCUGUAGGAAAAUCCACAGAAUGGAUGGCAGAUGUUCCUUAUGAACUCCGUGUUGCCUUAGAUAGCAAGGCAUCUGCAGCAGGUGAACUCUAUUUGGAUGAUGGCCAUUCAUUUCAGUAUCUCCAUGGGAAGCAGUUCCUGCUUAGGAAGUUUAUAUUCCAUGAGAAUAUCUUCUCAUCUAGGUGUGCAGAUGAAAAUGGGCAAUUCCGCACCAAAUGUGUAAUUGAACAGAUACUGAUUUUGGGAAUGAAAAAACAGCCUUCUUCUGUGACAGCCAGCAUUCAUGAUGGUGAAGACAAAGCAGUGACGUUCACAUAUGAUGCCAAGAACUCUGUGUUAACCCUUCAACAGCUCUCAUUAAAUGUUGGCAUUGACUGGGUGCUUCAUAUUAAAUGAAAUUCAGGAAAAGAAUGGAAAACGAAAACAGUUCAGAUAACUCUGCCCAGUUUUGUGAAACUGACCUCUGAGAAGACAAGAACUUUCACAUACUAGACUUAACAUAAAUUAAUAUUCAGAAAUAUCUUCAUGAGUGACAACUUGCUAAUAGUAUUUGCCACAGAUGCUCUGCUGAGGAUGGCUUGCUUCCAGGAUUCUGCAGCUGUGGGUUAAAUGUUGCCGUCCACAUCUCCAAGCAGCAGUCUCCAGAAUUAGCCAUGGAUUCUUGCCUCCGCAGACUUACACGCUAGAUUUUCUGCGAAUUGUGGAAAAGAUGUGAAAACCACUUUCUCAUCAGUAUCAUUAAUGUUUCAGAGAAGGAAAUUAGCUAGAAGAUUUUUUUUUUUUACCAACGCCAACAAUACAGAACAGAGACUUUUUUGCAAGAUGAUUUUGGACACAAGAAAGCACAGCGAGAACUGCUUUUCUCAUCCAUGGCCAGUUUCUAUAGAGAGAUCUUGCUCCAGAACAACAGGAACAAAAUUUUCUUAUGAAAUGAAAGCUCAUCAGUUAAACUGAGUCCACAGAAUGUGUGAGCACCAUGCUUCCAUUAGUGGAACAAACCAAAGAAGUAAUAUGAUUAAUUAGAAAUAAAGUGGGAAAACCACAGAGCAGAAGGAACUCAGGGGAUCAUUUAAACAUGAAGCAGGGCCAGACUUUGCCAUCUUGAGCACUGAGCCUUUCAGUCAGCUCGUAUUGGAAGGGUUGACAGGUUAAGAGUGUUUGUUUUAUAAUGCACAACUUAAUUAUGAACUUACCCACCAAUUGGUCUUAUAUGCUACAAAAUAUGUAGCAUUAGUGUUUUUUUUCUAAAAACAGUUUAUGGCUCUGUUA
Pogona vitticeps (central bearded dragon) is the source of this 3620-nucleotide messenger RNA. Lineage: Eukaryota; Metazoa; Chordata; Lepidosauria; Squamata; Agamidae. The record is from RefSeq and is a predicted model, not a curated record.